Messenger RNA from Neoarius graeffei (lesser salmon catfish), 2175 nucleotides. RefSeq names its product yippee-like 3 (gene ypel3). The record is from RefSeq and is a predicted model, not a curated record. The transcript is spliced from 5 exons. NCBI's taxonomy places the organism in Eukaryota, Metazoa, Chordata, Actinopteri, Siluriformes, Ariidae. The coding region runs from base 1038 to 1397 and encodes 119 amino acids.
UUCAUCUAAUAUAAAGACUGAAUUCUGUUUAUUUUGGCAUUGCACCAAUGUCCUAGUAUGUUUAGCACAGCUACAGUGAAGGCUACCAGGCCGUGUGUGGUGUUGUUGUUGUUGUGAGGUUAAACCCGGAAGUGUCUGAAAUAAUUUCCACACUACUGAUAAACACAAACCAGGUCUCAACGACCACACAUUUAACCUCUUGUAGAAUAUAAAUAACUUAUUCUACGAGUCUGUCCAGCAAACUUCAGAUAUUAGAUUAGACAAGUCUAAGGAAUCUUGUUUCUGACACCAGAGCCAGCAUCAGACUACUUUAUUGUCCUUACAUAAAAUGGGAAGUUGUCUUUGGCACUGACAUGGAAGAGAAAAACAUCAUACAUCCAAAAUAGCCCUUAAGAACAAUGCAUUGCAAUGAAAUACUGUAAAAUGAGCAAAUGGCCUAGUCGGUUCCAUUUUAGUCUAAAAAGCAAUGAAAAAAAAAAUGAAGCAGCCUUGGGACCAAAAGGUUGCUGGUUCGAUUCCCUGGACCAGCAAGAAUGACUGAAGUGCCCUUGAGCAAGGCAUUAUAACCCCAGGCUGCUCUGGGUAUGUUGUACGUUGCUCUGGAUAAGAGCAUCUGUCUGCUAAAUGCUAUUAAUGUAAUGAAUAAAAGAGAAAAUUAAAUGUGUGGAUCCUGUGGUACUUAUUUGAGCAGUCAAUGGCCUUACUGAGAAUGGUCACAGCUGAUGGGAUAAGAAAUUUUUUAUAGCCGUUGUGACUGCAAGUCUGCAGCCUGAUGGCAGCAGCUGAAAUGCAUGGUGGAGAGGAUAGGUGGGAUCCUGAUAGAUCUGGAUUGCUUUUUUUUUUUUUGUUAAUGCCUGAGAAUGCAAGUCCUGGAGCUGAAGUUAUCAGAAUUACUUUAUUAAUCCCUGGAGGGAAAUUCAUGUCCCAUCGUUAUGCCAAAAGGUUGCCGGUUCGAUUCCCUGGACCAGCAGGAACGGCUGAAGUGCCCUUGAGCAAGGCAUUAUAACACCAAACUGGCUCCCCAGGCUGUUCUGGCCAUGGUGAAAGAAACUAAAGCCAAAACUUUCCAGGCGUACCUUGACUCCUGUCACCGCCGUUACAGCUGCGUCCACUGCCGCGCUCAUCUAGCCAACCAUGAUGAGCUCAUUUCCAAGUCUUUCCAAGGAAGCCAGGGUCGUGCCUAUCUGUUCAACUCUGUGGUGAAUGUGGGCUGUGGUCCGGCGGAGGAGAGACUGCUGUUGACCGGGCUUCAUGCUGUGGCUGAUAUUUACUGUGAGAACUGUCACACCACUUUGGGCUGGAAAUAUGAACAAGCGUUUGAGUUGAGUCAGAAGUAUAAGGAGGGGAAGUACAUCAUUGAACUUUCUCACAUGAUCAAAGACAAUGGCUGGGACUGAAGGUCUCGGUGUUGACCAGCAUGAUGUGGAUUUUUUUUUUUUAAAUUGUACUAUUAAGCACUUUUUUCAUCCUUGAUAACAGUUCAGCAGUUUUGCAUUUAAAUGUGAUAGAAAAAUCAGUAAGAUCAUAAGUUGCUCUCCUACGUAUCUGAGAGUUGGACAAAAACAUAGCAGCUUUACUUUAUCUCAAACUUUGCUGGACAUUAAAUACAGCAUUUCAGAUCUAGUCCAUUUAGUGUAAUUCAAGGCUGGGCAAAAUUUUGACCUUUGGACCUUUUAAGUGACUGUUUUCUAUUUUAGGUUCAGGUUUAAAAGCACGAGGUAGCAGAUGUGAUUGUCUUGGAUAAAUGUUUUACUCUGCAUUAUUUUGAGGUAUCCUUUUUAUUUUGGUGUGAAAUGCAUUGAGAGACUGAAAGCAAUGUGCAAUAUGUUUGUGUUUUGAGCUAAUGAAAAUGUUUUUCAUAAUGUAACUUUUCCUUUUAAUAAGUUUUUUUUUUUUUCCAAGGUAUAAAGGAAUCUUGUUCAUGGCUUGUCGCAUGUAGACCAGAUGUACGUCACAUCAGUUACAGCUUAAUGUAGAAAGUAAUUAUGAACUUUUUUCUUGAGGAAAUGUAAAUAGACAAGCCAUUAGAUCAUGGUAGAAUCUUAGUCCGUAGCAAUGUUCUGUAGACGCCAGGUCAUUUUGGUUUAUUUUUAUGAAUUGGUGUUAAAUUGUGAUGAAUGAAUGUUGACUUUAUUGUAUGUAAAUACAGAUUGUAUAAAUAAAAAUAAGAAUUCA